UCGCCGCGCGCUAGUAUCGCGGAGACCGGGCGCGCGCGCACCCGCCGGACGCUCGCGUGUCGCUCAGUGCGCGGCCCAUAUGUGCUGACAGUUGUAUCGCGGUGCCUCGCACAUGUUUAUGUUUUGUUUUGUGAACUGCACCAGAUAAUAGCUAUCAAAGUGUUGGGUGUCAAGCUGGAGAUGAAGACGGAGCACCGCACAUGCUGUGCAUGCGGCGAGCCGAUCGCGGACCGCUACCUGCUGGAGGUGGGCGGCGGCGCGUGGCACACGGGCUGUCUGCGCUGCAGCGUGUGCGCCGUGCAGCUGGACCGCCACCCCUCCUGCUUCCUGCGCGACCGCCAGGUCUACUGCAAGCAGGACUAUGCCAAGAGUUUCGGCGCGAAGUGCUCCAAGUGCUGCCGCGGCAUCUCGUCGUCGGACUGGGUGCGCAAGGCGCGCGAGCAGGUCUACCACCUGGCGUGCUUCGCGUGCGACGCUUGCGGCCGCCAGCUCUCCACCGGCGAGCAGUUCGCGCUGCACGAGGACCGCGUGCUCUGCAAGCCGCACUAUCUAGAAACCCUCGACGGUGGAUCGAUCUCAUCUGAUGAUGGGUGCGACUCAGAAGGUUACCACAAGAGCAAGGCGAAGCGCGUGCGCACCACAUUUACGGAGGAACAGCUGCAAGUGCUCCAGGCGAACUUCCAGUUGGACUCGAACCCCGACGGCCAGGAUCUGGAGCGGAUCGCGCAGGUGACCGGUCUCAGCAAGCGGGUCACGCAGGUCUGGUUCCAGAAUAGCCGCGCCAGGCAGAAGAAGCACCAGCACACCGGCAAGGGGAAACAAAACCAAUUGGUGUCCCGGGACGCGGACCCGGCGGGGUUUGGCCGGCCCAUCAACCUGCACCUCACUUACUCCUUCCAGAACAAACCACCUUUUGUACCGAUAGAUGGAACGUCUUUCACGGAUUCCUCCAUGGAUGAGCUGUCGGAGGACUCUUCGAUCCACUGCAUGCAGAGCGAGGUGUGAGCGCCAUCUAGUGGAGACGCGAAUUUACAAGUGUUUCAUUCUUUGAACAUAUCUCUUAUCGUAACCUUACUCUCUAAAUCGUAAACAUUCUUCCAAAUGUAUUCUAUAUUACCAGUUUCUGCCAUGUAAGCCUCUAAUCGUAAUUGUACCGAGUUGUUUGGCUAGUUCGCCUCGUACUGUUCUGCACAACAACUAUUGUACCUCUAAGCGGUAGUAGGGGUCAGCUUUAGUGGAUCACUCCCUCGGGAACAUUCGUUUUUGUAACAGCGAUUAUGUGGGCAUUAUCUAAGUAAAUUUCAUUACUAUCGUGAUGAACUCAAAGCGCAAAGGCUGCGUUAUAAUCUGAGCUAGUUUUACAUACUUCGUCUUUACUAAUUUGUAUUUGUAACAACGGAUAGCAUGUUAUACCUAAUGUCAGUAACGCACAAACGUAACAAAUCAUCGAUUACUGAGUGAGAAUCUCGAAGCGGUCUUAUCUAAUCUAUUGUAAAAAGUUGUAUUUAUUUAUUUAUUUCUAGUAACUGUGAUACGUUCUCUAUCGAAACUGUUCUCGACUUGUUACAUUUCCUAAUACUGUAAUUUGGAAUAGCGUUAACUUUUUAUGCAAUUUUUAUACAUUUCUAAAAUAUCAUAUUUAAGUGCCAAGACGUACCGUACGUGUAAGAGUUAGGUGAGUAUGCAAGUUGUCAGUAGAUUACGUUAAACUAAUGGCGUGCUUUAUGUAUGGAUGGAUGGCGGCAUCCGUCAGUAACAUAUCAUAUCACGGACGAAGGGGGACGAGGCCGCUCCUGCCGCGGCUGGGUCGUCUGUCGAGGAUACCUAUUAGAUUUCAGUAUUGUAAAUAAAUCAAGUUUAUGUACUUAACUAUUGUAAAUAAGGCGUGGAGACACGAGCAGCUGCCGCGGUGUCGCAGUCCGAUGUUUUCGCCGCCGGGACCGCGCAGCUGACGAGUGCUCCACACAUAUAGGAUAUAUUAAUUUAUGAUGGUAGCUGUUUAAGUGACAAGUAGUGCGUCAUCUCGUCAUUUUAAUGUAAUUAAUUAGUUGCUACAAGUACUAGGUACUUAAGUUUAUUCUGUACAAAUUUUUAAAUAUAUUAUGUUGGUUAAUA
This is a messenger RNA of Trichoplusia ni (cabbage looper), 2115 nucleotides long. RefSeq names its product LIM/homeobox protein Awh (gene Awh). Gene Ontology annotation, molecular function: DNA-binding transcription factor activity, RNA polymerase II-specific; RNA polymerase II transcription regulatory region sequence-specific DNA binding. Gene Ontology annotation, biological process: neuron differentiation; regulation of transcription by RNA polymerase II. The record is from RefSeq and is a predicted model, not a curated record. Gene Ontology annotation, cellular component: nucleus. The coding region runs from base 181 to 1005 and encodes 274 amino acids. The transcript has 6 exons. Lineage: Eukaryota; Metazoa; Arthropoda; Insecta; Lepidoptera; Noctuidae.